GCUCAAUGUUGACAUCUCAUCAAUGUACGUCUCUCUGUAUUUCCUGUCGCAAGGCGCGACGAUGCAUCCAAAGACAUCGUGUUUCGGCGUCAAGGACACGCCUGUUGCCGCCGCCGAAUACGAACGGCCUCUGAGACAAAGACCCUUGAUAAUGACAAAGCCGCGUAGCACAGCGCGAGAUCUUACCACACGCGCACGUGCGGAACCCCGUUGACUGUAGUGCAACAAAGCAUCACCAGCCACAUUGAAGAUCUGCUAUUCCGAGAAUAGAUAUCGUAUCGAUGAACUGCGUGGCAGCACGUCGCAACGAUCAUCGAUCAUGAUUAUAACCAUCUCCUCCUCUCAUUGAUCACUCUCAUAUACAUUCUCUCUCACGUUCGCAUGACCCGCGAUGGUUCGACUCGAGGGCAACGCGCUCCUGUCCACGGUGGCGUUGCUGUCAUGCCUUGGAUUCCUGCUGAUCGGAUAUGACAAUGGCUUGAUGGGCGGUCUCGUCAAUGGCCCUGCUUUUGGCGCCACCUUUGACAUUGAUGCGAAUACAUCAGCUGGCGCCAAUCGCAUUGCGAUCAUCGUCGCAAUUUACGAAAUCGGAUGCUUCCUAGGAGCGCUUGCGACCAGUUUCAUCGGCGAAUUCCUCGGUCGUAAAAAAUCAAUCUUUAUUGGAGUGGUCAUCAUGAUUCUGGGUGCGAUUCUGCAGGCUAGCUCGUAUGGACUGGCACAAAUCAUAGUCGCAAGAAUCGUGCUUGGCGUAGGGAUGGGAUUUAUCAAUUCGACGGUGCCAGUGUUGAUGGCAGAAUUUGCCCCUAAAGCCACCAGAGGCGUUUAUGUCUGCGCACAACUGUCGACGCUCAACUUUGGUAUCAUGCUGGUGUACUGGAUCGAUUAUGGUUUCAGCAUCAUCCCCGGAUCCGCGAGCUACGCCUGGCGUGUUCCAACCAUCCUUCAAUGUAUAUUUCUAAUUCCGAUGCUCGCGAUCAUCUUGAUCAUCCCCGAGACGCCCCGCUGGCUGAUCGCCCACAACCGUUCCGAUGAAGCACUCGACGUGCUGCAAAGGCUCAACCGCAAGAUCCUCGGCGAGCAAGCCGUCCGCAACAUCCACGCCGAUAUUGUCAAGACCGUCGCGUAUGAGACUUCACUCGGCACCGGAAAAUGGGCUGAUCUUCUUAAGAGUGAUGAGAUUCAUUCUCGACGCCGAUUCUUGAUCGCCUGCAGUAUUCAAAUCUUCCAACAGCUCGGCGGGAUCAAUGCCCUUAUCUAUUAUUCAAACACCAUCUUUCAACAGAGUCUGAACUUCAGCAGUGAUUUGAGUGCUCUCAUGUCCGGAUUUCUGAACACAUGGUUCUUUGUGGCGAGCUUCAUCCCUUGGGUCCUGAUUGACCGCGUCGGAAGACGCCCACUACUGCUAUCUAUGGUCAGCCUAAUGGCAAUGGUCAUGGUCGUCCAGACCGGACUGAUCUACAACGUUCAGAAUCAAACAUCCAUCGCAAAAGGCUGUGGCGCUGGCGCCGCCGCCAUGCUGUUUAUCUUCCAAGGCGCAUUCACCAUCGGUUUCCAAGCAACGGUAUGGGUCUACCCAUCUGAAAUCCUUCCUCUCAAACUCCGUCAGCGGGGCUCCUCCGUCUCUACCGCGAGCAAUUGGCUCAUGAACUUCAUCAUCGUCUACAUCACCCCUCCCGCAAUUCAAAAUAUCGGAUACCGCACCUACAUCAUCUUCGCAGUCCUCAACGCAACAUGGGUACCCAUCAUGUACUUCUUCUAUCCUGAGACCAAAGGUCUUGCGCUCGAGGACGUCGAUCGGCUCUUCAUGAAAACCGAAGGUGCGCACCGACAUAUGAGUGCGGUCGCCCACAACGAGACUGACACUGAGGCACGAGGUGUGGAAUAUGUACCUCAUGGAGAGCCGCAUGUGAAGUCCUAG
This is a messenger RNA of Dissoconium aciculare CBS 342.82, 1918 nucleotides long. RefSeq names its product general substrate transporter. Bases 392 to 1918 code for a protein of 508 amino acids. The record is from RefSeq and is a predicted model, not a curated record. Lineage: Eukaryota; Fungi; Ascomycota; Dothideomycetes; Mycosphaerellales; Dissoconiaceae. The transcript has 9 exons. Gene Ontology annotation, cellular component: membrane. Gene Ontology annotation, biological process: transmembrane transport; carbohydrate transport. Gene Ontology annotation, molecular function: carbohydrate:proton symporter activity.